AUGGCACUGAGAAGAGCGUUUUACAAAUUGGCUAGCAGCGGGGGAUCUUCCCGCAACGUUAACAGGGUCCGAGCGCUAAGCACACAGAACGCGCACAAGGAAAAUGAUGGACAAUCAUCAAAACAAACUCAUUUUGGUUUCCAGUCGGUGGAUGAGGAAGAGAAGUGGAAAAAAGUGCAUGAAGUGUUUGAAACAGUAGCGGAGAAGUAUGACGUGAUGAACGAUGCGAUGUCGUUCGGCAUCCAUCGCAUCUGGAAGGACAUCUUCAUGAACCGCCUCGCUCCCACACACGGCACCAAGCUCCUCGACAUGGCGGGAGGCACUGGUGAUAUCACAUUCCGGUACAUCAACUACUUGAAGAACCUGGGCCCCCCUCCUGCCGGCAAGGAGAGCAGCGUCACCGUUUGCGACAUCAACCAAGCCAUGCUGGAUGUGGGCAAGCUCCGAGCACAGAGACAGGGCUAUACCAAGGAGUCAUGCGGCGUGGAGGUUAGUUGGGCGUGCGGCGACGCGGAGAAGCUCGCGCUGCCCGACGACGCCUUCACGGCGUAUACCAUCGCAUUUGGCAUAAGGAACUGCACCCACAUCGAUAAGGUGUUGGAGGAAGCAUAUCGGGUACUAGCGCCGGGCGGGCGCUUCAUGUGCCUGGAGUUCAGCCACAUCCCCAAUGACACGCUGCAGUGGGUAUACGACCAGUACUCGUUCCAAGUGAUCCCGGUGCUGGGGCAGCUGAUCGCCGGCCAGUGGCGCCCCUACCAGUACCUCGUCGAGAGCAUCCGCCAGUUCCCCAACCAGGAGAAGUUCAAAGGCAUGAUCGAGGACGCGGGCUUCCGGCAGGUCACGUACGAGAACCUCACCUUCGGCACCUGCGCCGUCCACUCGGGCUUCAAGAUAUAGCCCCCCUUGCUCUAGUCAACUUAGGUAGGAACGGCCUUGUAGGAAAAUAGACUUAAGCCCGUUUUCACCAUCAAUCCCUAAUUUCUAAGUGACCCUUAUG
Messenger RNA from Ostrinia furnacalis (Asian corn borer), 997 nucleotides. RefSeq names its product ubiquinone biosynthesis protein COQ3, mitochondrial (gene Coq5). Gene Ontology annotation, biological process: ubiquinone biosynthetic process. Bases 1 to 897 code for a protein of 298 amino acids. Lineage: Eukaryota; Metazoa; Arthropoda; Insecta; Lepidoptera; Crambidae. Gene Ontology annotation, molecular function: 2-methoxy-6-polyprenyl-1,4-benzoquinol methyltransferase activity. The transcript is spliced from 7 exons. The record is from RefSeq and is a predicted model, not a curated record.